AUGAAUAAGGGAGUUAUAUACUUUUUUAUAAGUAUUACAUUCUAUCUUCGACUUAUUACAAUAUGCUACGUAAUUAAGAUUACAGAUAUAGUUAACUUACCCAUCUACAGAACAGUACUUUUAAAAUCAAUUUUAAUGGCCACUUACACUUACUGUUAUAUUUUUUAUAUUGUCCUUACGAAAAAUAUAUUCCAACUUAAACUGUACAAAAUUUUUUUACUGAUAAACAUGAUAGACAUUUAUUUUUUAUUUACUUGUUUAAAUAUAAAUUAUUAUAUUAUAUUUGUAUAUCAAUUUCUUUUAAUUCUAGAUAUUUUUAUAGAGAUGUACUGUGUACAAACAUUUUAUAUGGAAUUUAUGAAAUUGUACGUAAAAAAAGCUGGUGUAAAUUUUUUUACAUAUAAAGCGUACAUUGCGAAACAGAAAGCGAAGUUUUGUAUUAUAAUUUAUAUGAUGCAUUUGUUAUUAGAAAUGUUUUUUGAUCGCUCGAUGGUAGAUUUUAGUAAGCUGGUGCUUAUAUUCAUUCUUUAUUUAUCAUUUUUUAAAAACAACUUAAAGUCUAAUUUUAUACGUUUAACAAUUGUUACUAAAAUGUUACAUAUAUUAUCUAAUCUGUACAUUUUACUGACUAAUACUAGAUUUCAUAAUACAAAUGUUCUUUAUAGGGCUGUAUUUGGUGAUCAACAAAAACUAAGUUGUUAUUGUAAAAUAAUAACAUCAACUAUUAAUUCAUCACUAAUAGAAGGUUUAAAUAACUUGUAUGAAAUGAUGUUAUUGUGCUUUUUAAUAUAUUAUUGUAUUAAAUCAAAAUAA
This is a messenger RNA of Vairimorpha ceranae, 813 nucleotides long. RefSeq lists its product as hypothetical. The transcript has a single exon. NCBI's taxonomy places the organism in Eukaryota, Fungi, Microsporidia, Nosematidae. Bases 1 to 813 code for a protein of 270 amino acids. The record is from RefSeq and is a predicted model, not a curated record.